Phacochoerus africanus (Common warthog) is the source of this 1008-nucleotide messenger RNA. RefSeq names its product F-box only protein 27-like. Gene Ontology annotation, cellular component: SCF ubiquitin ligase complex; cytoplasm. Gene Ontology annotation, biological process: glycoprotein catabolic process; SCF-dependent proteasomal ubiquitin-dependent protein catabolic process. Gene Ontology annotation, molecular function: ubiquitin protein ligase activity; protein binding. The transcript is spliced from 6 exons. The coding region runs from base 1 to 1008 and encodes 335 amino acids. NCBI's taxonomy places the organism in Eukaryota, Metazoa, Chordata, Mammalia, Artiodactyla, Suidae. The record is from RefSeq and is a predicted model, not a curated record.
AUGUACCUCUUUUUCUGCCUACAGGCCAGCCAUGUGUUCUCCAGCUUCAAGAAGGGUGUCCACUUUGUGUCUCUUGAACACUGGGUCCGGAAUCUGUCCUUGUCUGAGCGGUAUCAGGUCUACCUGUCCAACUCCACAUCAGCUGGGCCGAGUGAGGAGACCACGAACAGCUCGGUGACCAGGGCCCAGCCUGUCGGGGUCGCUCUCCCAGAGCCAGAACCUGAGGAGGCUCUGGGUCUGAGUCGCCUGCCUCCGGAGCUGCUCCUGAUGCUGCUGAGCCACGUGCCCCCACGCACGCUAAUCCGACACUGCCGCCGGGUGUGCCGGCGCUGGCGCGCCCUGGUGGACUGCCAGGCCCUGUGGCUGAUCAUCCUGGCCCGGGACCACCGCGCCCUGUGGCCUAUCACCCAAAGCUGGCUGCCAUCCGCCCGCAACGAUGCCAAUCCCUGCAUCCUGGGCCGCUUCUGUGAGUGCAGACCGAUAGGACGCAACCUCAUCCAGAACCCAAAGGGGGAAGAAGGCUUCCUGAAAUGGACAGUGCUGAGCAGUGAGGAUGGCUGGGCAGAGGAGGAUGAAGACUUGAAGCUCAUACCUAGGGGCUGUAUGCUGACCAGCUUCCAGUCUGCCUACUGGUGGUAUCACAAGAAGCAAGUGGUGGACCUGGAGGAGGAGGGUCUGUGGCCAGAGCUCCUGGAUAGCGGCAAGUUGGAGAUUUGUAUCUCUGACUGGCGGAAUGACCAACAAGGCACUGACUGUAUAUAUCAGCUACGUGUCCAGCUUCUAGAUGCCGAAAAAGCCAUUCUGGAUCAUUUCUCUCCUGUGCCUUUUCCCAUCCUGAAAUGGAUAAACAGUGUCUCCUCUCAGGUCAGUCAUGUGUUCUCCAACCUCAAGAAGGGCGUCCGCUUCGUGUCCUUUGAACAGUGGGUCUGGAACUUGGAAUUAGGGAAGGAGCAACAUGGACUCUCUCUGACCAACUCCAGUGUGAUCGUGCGGGUCCGUCCAUCCUAG